Scomber scombrus (Atlantic mackerel) is the source of this 4406-nucleotide messenger RNA. It is a transcript of the gene edc3, whose product is annotated as enhancer of mRNA decapping 3 homolog (S. cerevisiae). Bases 158 to 1600 code for a protein of 480 amino acids. Lineage: Eukaryota; Metazoa; Chordata; Actinopteri; Scombriformes; Scombridae. Gene Ontology annotation, cellular component: P-body. Gene Ontology annotation, biological process: deadenylation-independent decapping of nuclear-transcribed mRNA; P-body assembly. The record is from RefSeq and is a predicted model, not a curated record. The transcript is spliced from 7 exons. Gene Ontology annotation, molecular function: mRNA binding.
GAAAUAUGCGUUACACCGGAAGCCGGAUAUUGUCACCCAGAAGCUAACAGCAGCCGCGGCUUUAGACCAUUCACGAAGCUAAGAAAGCUAAGAAGAUAGCACUUUAAAGGUUCUUGAAAACAUUGUUCUCGUAUUCAUCCCGGAAAGUUGUGCAGACAUGGCUGCGGAUUGGUUGGGUAGUUUGGUGUCAAUUAACUGUGGACCAACACUGGGCGUCUAUCAGGGAGAGGUGUCAUCUGUGGACCAGUGCAGCCAAACCAUAUCUCUCAGACAGCCUUUCCAUAAUGGAGUCAAGUGCCCUGUUCCCGAGGUCACAUUCAGUGCCAUUGACAUAAAGGAACUAAAGAUUUUAGAUAUCAGUAAUGGCAACGCGAGGAACAACUUUUCAGCAUCGACAAAGGUAAACAGCAAUCCAGUUGCAGUCCCAAAGGGCGACCCCAGGUCCUUGGACAAAGUAAACUCCCCUCAGCACUGCUCCAAAAGUUACGGAGACCGGCACCUGGAUAUUCCCGGUCAGCCUAAAGGAUUUCGUCGAAGACAUAACUCAUGGUCAUCUAGUAGUCGAGGGGCAAACCAAGCCACACCAAAAAAGAAUGGGGUGAAGAACGGUGGCAGCCAGAGGCAGCAGAGAGACGAUGAAUGUUUUGGGGAUGCUAUCGAUGACGGCCUUGAUACAGACUUUGAUUUUGAAGGAAACUUGGCUCUUUUCGACAAAGCAGCAGUUUUCUCAGAGAUUGACACAUCAGAACGCCGCAACGGUGCCAGAUCACGUGGGACUCCACAAGAGCAGCCGCCUUCACGGUACCGUCAUGAUGAAAACAUCCUGGAGGCCAAACCGAUAGUGUACAGACAGAUCACUGUGCCGCAGCCAGGGGCCAAAGAGUACUGCACUGACUCUGGACUUGUUGUGCCCAGUAUAUCCUAUGAACUACACAAGCGGCUGUUGUCAGCUGCGGAGCGUUACGGCCUUUCAUUGGAGCGGAGACUUGAGAUGACAGGAGUGUGUGCCAGUCAGAUGGCACUAACAUUGCUGGGUGGACCCAACAGAUUCACUCCAAAAAAUUUACACCAGCGUCCCACAGUGGCACUAUUGUGUGGCCCGCAUGUUCAGGGGGCUCAGGGCAUCAGCUGUGGUCGCCACCUGGCCAAUCAUGAAGUGGAGGUCAUCCUGUUUCUGCCCAAUUUUGUCAAGAUGCUCGACUCAGUCACCAGUGAGCUCACACUCUUUAACAAGACUGGGGGCAAACAGGUGUCAAGUAUCAAAGACCUUCCAAACACUCCAGUAGACCUAAUCAUUAACUGCCUUGACUGCCAUGAGAACACAUUCCUGAUGGAUCAGCCUUGGUACCGCGCAGCUGCAGACUGGGCGAACAAGAACCGAGCACCAGUGCUCAGCAUAGACCCUCCUGUUGUCGGACAGGGGCAGGCAGUGGAGGCCAAGUGGUCCCUCUCUCUUUGCCUCCCUCUUCCCCUGGCAGAGGGGGCAGGCAGGGUUUACCUGUGUGACAUAGGUAUCCCUCGCCAGGUUUUCCAGGAAUUGGGAAUCAAGUACCUUUCUCCUUUUGGGUGCAAAUUUGUCAUCCCCUUGCAUUCUCCAUGAUGGGACUAAUGGUCAAUGUGACAGAUUUGAUCUUUCACCAUCCUUGACCAUUUGGGUUUCGGCGCCUUAUAUUUGAGAGUUUCAACUGUUUUACAGUUUAUCCAUUAAGUUUCUAAUUCAUCAACAUGAGAAUGUGACUUUUCCCUCAUACUGAAGGACCAUUGUUUGGUACAUUUUGUUUUACAAGGACUAAGUGCAUAUGGAUGGGUUAGGAUAGGAAAAGAUUUAAAAUCUAGAUUUUUAGUGAAAAAACUAAUACCAAGACCAUUAGAGGCUUGAGGGGAGUAAUUAUGUAGAUACCAAUGUGUUCACAUGAUAUUACGGGAUAUUUAGAAGAUAUGUUAUUCAAAAAUACAUCUGAAAUAUUAGGUCCAAAUUCAAUAGGACAAUCUCUAUUUUUUGAAUGUCACUGUAAUCUAACCUCAAUCCAAAGCCAUCUGGUGAAUAAACAGACCCACCAUAUAAUACAUGCAGAUAUAUUGUUAUUACAUUAAGCUGGAUGAGACAACAAAAAUCCAACUUGCAUAGUUAUUAUUGCUAAUGGCCUUGCUUGUCGCAUGCCAUUCAUUGCAGCACUCAGUUACUGUUGUCUGAUGUUUUGUUAGGAUAGCUUUCAUAUUUUGAAAUUGUAAUACCGUCAGGAGUAAUUCAGUCUUCAGCAGAUGCAGAAUAUGUGUCGUUUAUAUUAAUAAUGCUGGGUUUUAAGACUAGACCAGUGUUGACUGGGGCAGCUACUGGAGAGAAUCCAGAUAUCGCCAGUUUUGUUUGUUCUUGGUUAAUUAGGCCGUGAUGAUAAGGGCUCUGAUAAGAUGACACAGCAUGUGGAACCUCUCAUCUUGCCUUGUUAAGUGAUGAUAUGAGGAAAAAAAACAACUUAAUUUUGGUUUAGUUGUGUCAGUUAAAGGACCAUACCAGUUUGCCUGCAAGUGUCAGUACUUAAACUAGAGAUCAUUUAUAUUUAACGUUUGUGCUGAUAAUUUUUAUUGCAGGCCAUACAGUUAAAACUUUUAUGUACUUUGCUACAAAUCCGUCGCGAUUCGUGUCCAUUUAUUGCUGAGCUGUAUAAAAAUUAAUUAGCAGACGCUAAAACUUGGCCGUAUUGUAUAAUCAUGCACAGUUAACAUUAAGUAUCUCUUUUUGCUAAUGUUGCAUUAUUGUUGCUUGAUAAUAUAGAUUAAGCACAGAUUGACUUCAAAUGUCUGCACCUCAUUACACUGACGAGCAUUAACGCACACUUGAUUGAUUACGCAGCUCAAGCUGCUUUGCAAAAGAUUUAUUUUUUUAAAUAUCGUACGAUAAUGAAUAGAAACCAGUGAAUGCUUGGAAAUGUCAACAGAUAUAUUCGACUGUCUGGAAGCUGAAUGGUCUUCAAAGUAGUUAAAGUAGUUUUGUUGUAACAUGAAAGCGAUUAAUAAUAAAUGUGCUAACACAUGCAAAACCACCGAAUUGCCCUUUAAGUUUCAAACAAAGUGAUUUAAUUUUACUUGCCGGUUCAAAAUCUCCACAGUUAGUCGGCUGACAAAAUGUGUAGCGUUUUCUAAAGGAUAAAUGACGUAUAUGUGGAGUAUAAAUGCAUUCUGAGUGAAUCUUAACUCAUAAAAAAAGAUCCAAGAUGCAACUUCCUAUUUGAACCAAUUAGAUUGGAUCUUUUUGAGGGAAAAUUGUUAAAAAAGAAGUUGCUUUUCAGUUUCCACUUCUUGAUUUAUGGAGUAUGCCUGUUGAUGAAUUUGACCAUUACCUGGUAUUGACUAUGAUUGCAGAGCAUACUGUGAAAGAUGUCCAAGAACUACGAGAAGAGCUCAUUGUUUUGUGCUGCUUUUUGAGGCCUUGAGUGGUUUAUUGAGGCUCUACUGCCAGAUCUUUUUGACAACGAAGGUUAAACUCUUUGUUGGUUCUUUAACCACAUGCAGAGUUUUAUAUCUGUCCAGAAUUGAGACGGUCAUGUUUAUAGACCUUUUAUUAUUGGACAUACGUCUUGUGCACAUCAACAUUUCCUUAAUACAGAGUUGAAUCUUGUGUUAUUAAGGUUAUUACAACUCAUAAAAGGCUGAAUUUAUGCAGUCUGUACAUGUACAAGUUAGAAAUCAAGUGAUGUUUGUGAUAUGUUGCUUGGUGUGGGGUUAUUUUCCACACAUGAACUUGUUAAGUGUAAUAUCUCAGGAGGAUUAAAAAUAGUCACGUUAUAUUUGUUGUGCUUUCUCGGUGCACACUUUUAUAGUCUGUACAGAGUUCAAGCCUUCAUUCUGUGAAAAUGACUUUCAUGCACGGAGGUUUUGUCCUUUUUCCAACAUUCCUCUGGCCUGAUGUGUUAUGUCACAUCUGUCGAGACAAGUCUGGCUCGGAAACACCAGCCAGUGUUACUGAAUGUUAACAGAGGGAGGUUUUUUUGUGUUGUCUUUGGCCGCCAGGGGGCCAUGAAACCACACUGUCAGCAGCUCUUCCUUAUUCUGCUGUAAUGGCAGCUUUAUGUACUUAAAUACUAUUUCCUUAUGGUGUUAUUUCUCUAUAAAUGUGAACAGUCAAAAAGCAUGAGGUGAUGAACGCAAACCUGCUGUAAACCUAAAACAUUUUAAAGCAGGUUGAUCAAAUUAGUUUACAUGUUUUAAACUUUCACAUCUGCUAUUUUUGUGGGGUCCAGGCGGGACCAGUUUGCACUUCAGCAAAAACCACAUUUAAUAGCUAGAGGCAAGUUUUAUCUACACAGGAAUACAGUUUCUUUUUGGGAUCAAAGUUCACUGUCAAAGUGCAAAAUACUGUGCAGUCUUCAUCUGUUAUGUAAGCAGAUUGCAUUAAUAAAAAAACGAAC